Acanthisitta chloris (rifleman) is the source of this 505-nucleotide messenger RNA. It is a transcript of the gene ADI1, whose product is annotated as acireductone dioxygenase 1. The record is from RefSeq and is a predicted model, not a curated record. The transcript has 3 exons. NCBI's taxonomy places the organism in Eukaryota, Metazoa, Chordata, Aves, Passeriformes, Acanthisittidae. Gene Ontology annotation, molecular function: acireductone dioxygenase [iron(II)-requiring] activity. The annotation marks the transcript as partial.
UUGGACGCCGAUAACUACGAGACGGACCCGCGCCUGAAAGAGAUCCGCAGCGCGGAAAAUUACUCGUGGAUGGAUAUAAUAACCAUACACAAAGACAAGCUCCCGAAUUACGAGGAGAAGAUAAAAACAUUUUAUGAAGAACACUUACACCUAGACGAUGAAAUUCGCUACAUCUUAGAUGGAUCUGGCUAUUUUGAUGUUCGAGACAAGGAUGACAAAUGGAUCCGGAUUUCCAUGGAAAAAGGAGACAUGAUAACCCUCCCUGCUGGCAUUUAUCACCGAUUUACACUGGAUGAGAAUAAUUACGUGAAGGCAAUGAGGCUGUUCGUUGGAGAACCUGUCUGGACAGCAUACAACAGGCCGGCUGAUGAUUUUCCUGCUCGGAAACAGUAUAUGAAGUUUUUGGCUGAUGAAGCACAGUAAUGGUGUCUAAGACCUGACAGGUGGAACAGCUCGUCAGAAUAAAUGUGCCUGGUGGCUUUUCACUGAUUAAACUUCUAUUUAC